AUGCUGCCCACCAGAAUCCUCCUCUCCCAAGCCGGGAAGAACAUAACCGGCUUCGAAAUGCGCAAACUCCUCGCCGCCACCGGCCGACCGCGCUACGAUCCCUGGGAGCGCAACGAAGCAUGGCGCUACACAGGCCGCUUCUCCCGCUGGAACCGAUUCCGCCGCGCGCUUCCCGGUUUCGGCACCGCGUCGGUGGCGUUUGCGGUGUAUUUGGCGUAUGAGCACUUCUUUUUGGAGGAGGAACAUCAUGGGGAGCAUGGCGAGGGGCAUGGGGAGCAUGGGGAGGGGCAUGGGGAGGGGAAGCACUAG
Molecule: messenger RNA, 309 nt
Organism: Dichotomopilus funicola
Lineage: Eukaryota; Fungi; Ascomycota; Sordariomycetes; Sordariales; Chaetomiaceae
Product: NADH-ubiquinone oxidoreductase B12 subunit family-domain-containing protein
Exons: 3
Coding region: 1-309 (102 amino acids)
Biological process (GO): electron transport chain; mitochondrial respiratory chain complex I assembly
Cellular component (GO): mitochondrion
Source: RefSeq, a predicted model, not a curated record